AGCGGCCAAUGGCCGGGCGGGGAGGGGGCGUGGCGCGCCGGGUGACGUCAUUCUCGCGGGCGCGCGUCGGGCUCCGGCGGCGGCGGCGGGGCGGCAUGGGGCGGCGGGGCGGCGCGGGGAGGGGGCGCCGGGACCCCCUCGUCCGCCCCCCGCUGCGGCCGCCGCCGCUGCUCCUCCUCCUGCUCUUCCUCCUCCUCCUCCUCCUCCUCCUCCUGCCGCCGCCCGCCGACGGGCUCUUCGUGACCGACUACUUCACCCGCACGCCGCGCAAGCUCAGCCCCUUCCGCUCCUUUGCCAGCAUCGAGCUCUUCCACUUCCACAUCCCCGAGGACACCGUCAUCGCCGUCUGGAACCUCAUCACCUUCAAGGAACAGGGCGGCACCUUCGGGGACCACUGCCCGGACCGCAGCAUCACCGUGUAUUUCCGCUCGGGGGCUCCCUCCGUCAUCAACCCGCUGCGCACGCACUUCCCCAGGGACACGGCCGUCCCUGGCUCCUUCGCCCUCACCCUCACCUGGACGCUGCCCAACCGCACCACCGGGGUGUUCAACGUCACCAGCCCCCUGCCCGGGGACUGGUUUUUGGCUGCCCACCUGCCCAAGGAUGAGGGGAAGAUCUCCGUCAAGGGUCUCUACGAGGAGUGCCAGUACCUCUUCCAGCCGCAGCUCAUCGUGCAGCGCCUGGUCAACAUCGCCGUGCUGUACCCCGGAUACGCCUCCGAGCAGAGCAUGGGCCCCCACAACCGCUCCUGCCUCUACAAGGUGUUUGUGCCCAGCUACACGUCGCGCGUGCAGGUGGAGGUGCUGCGGUGCCGGGGGGCCGAGGGCUGCCCCCUGUGGCUGUGGGUACGGGCCAAGGCCCCCCCCCUGCACAACUCCACGGCGCUGGACUGCCGGGAGCACGCGCCCUGCCAGCUGGCGCUGGACCUGCCCUUCUGGCAGCACUGGUACUACGUGCUGGUGGAGAGGCACCCCGGCGUGCCGGGCACCGUCUCCUUCCAGGUCAUCGUGCAGCUCACGGACUGCUCCCGCCCCAGCCUGUCCCGGCCUCCCUUCCUGCCCUCCAGCGCCUCCAUGAACAUGCCCCACUCCUUCGGCUCCGCGGGCGGGCUGGGGCUGGGUGCCGACAGCCCCCCUCCCGCCAGCCCCAACGGUACCAGGCACCCUCUGGCCGCCGUCCCCAGCGCCGCCGAGCGCUGCUGGCCCGUGCGCCCCACGCUGCGCAACGAGCUGGACACCUUCUCCGUCCACUUCUACAUCUUUUUCGGGCCCAACGUCUCGGUGCCGCCCGACCGCCCCGCCGUCUUCGUCAUCAACCUGCUGCCGGUGCUGGACAGCGGCGGGGUGCUCAACCUGGAGCUGCGGCUCAACGUGAGCUCCCUGCGUGGUGAGAACGCGACGGUGUUCGGCUGCCUGAACCACGAGGUGCCGCUGGCCUCCAGUGACAACGCCUCGGUCACCUGCGAGACGGAGUCCCUGGCAGGCUUCCUCCUCUCCGUCAACGCCACGGCCAGCCUGAGCCGUCUGCGCAUCCCCUACCCACAGACGGGCAGCUGGUACCUCAGCCUGCGCUCGCUCUGCGCCACGGAGCACGGGUUCGAGCCCUGCACCAACGUGACGGCCGAGGUCUACCUGCGCGCCUACCUCUCGCCCUGCAUCAACGACUGCGGCAUCUACGGGCAGUGCAAGCUGCUGCGCACCAACAACUACCUGUACGCCGCCUGCGAGUGCAAAGCCGGCUGGAACGGCUGGGGCUGCACGGACAACGCCGAGGCGUUCUCCUACGGCUUCCAGCUCCUCUCCACGCUGCUGCUCUGCCUCAGCAACGUCAUGUUCGUGCCUCCCGUGGCCAUCGCCGUGCGCAGCCACUACCUCCUGGAAGCCGCCGUCUACAUCUUCACCAUGUUCUUCUCCACCUUUUACCACGCCUGCGACCAGCCGGGCAUCGUGGUGUUCUGCAUCAUGGACUACGACGUGCUGCAGUUCUGCGAUUUCCUGGGCUCCCUCAUGUCCGUCUGGGUCACCGUCAUCGCCAUGGCCCGGCUGCAGCCCGUGGUCAAGCAGGUGCUGUACCUGCUGGGGGCCAUGCUGCUCUCCAUGGCCCUGCAGAUGGACCGCCACGGGCUCUGGAACCUGCUGGGACCCAGCCUCUUCGCCUUGGGCAUCAUGGCCAUCGCUUGGACAGCUCGCACCAUCCGCCGGCGCCACUGCUACCCCCCCACCUGGAAGCGCUGGGCUUUCUACCUGUGCCCCGGGGCGCUGAUCGCGGCGGGCGCCGUGCUGCUCUACGCCUUCGUGGAGACGGAGGAGAAUUACUUCUACAUCCACAGCAUCUGGCACCUGCUGAUCGCUGGCAGCGUCGGCUUCCUGCUGCCCCCCCGCGCCAAACCCGCCGGGCGCCUGGGGCCGCUGCCCCGCCGCAAGGGCUGCGGGUACCAGCUCUGCGUCAACGAGCAGGAGGAGCUGGGGCUGGUCGACCCCGCCGUCGCCUCCAUCAACAGCAUCUGCACCGGGUGACGGCACCCCCAGGAGAGCGGAUUUGGGGACCCUGGGGUGGGGGGUGGGGGAUGGGGGGGGAGCAGAACCGGGGCUGUCCAUCUGUCUGUCUGUCCGUCCGUCUGUCUGUGCGUCCCCGGAGCAACCAGGACUCCGCUGAUGGUCACCCCUUGAGCUGCCCCUCCUGGCACCCCGGGUGUGGCUGGAGUGGUGACGUCCCUGCUGGUGCCACCAAGGCACGGGGAGGGGGCACUGCAUGCAUUGGGACCCCCCCCCUACCCCCUCCUCCAGCUGCCUUUUGGGGUGUUGCGGGGGGGGGGGACAGGGAUGCGGUGCCAGGCAGGUCCCCAAGCCCUGUGUGACAGCCACGGGGCAGCUCCUGGGGUGCUGCUCCAGCCCCCCCCCCCCCCCCAUGAGCCGUUCCCUGGGGAUGCAGCCCCGGCGUGCUGGGAUUUAGGGGAUGCCUAACGGGAUUACCAGCUGCAGGCGGGCGGGCGGCUCCCUAAUAGGAUUGAGAUCUAAUUAACCCGGUCCCCCGGGAGCCAGGCCCCAGCUGGGGGCUGCAGGGGGGGGCAUCUGGAGGGGAUGAUGGGGAUAGGAUGGCGAGGCUGCAGCCCUGCUGGGGCCGGCGAGCCCCAUCGAGCCAUGGGGGCUGCUAAAAGGGUCCCGGGGGACUGGCGGCUGCCAUCCAGGAUAUCAUCCUCCAGCCCUUCCCGUGUCGGCCAGGCUGGGUGAGGAUUAAUUUUUAAUUAAAGUCGUUGCUCACUUCA
Messenger RNA from Anas platyrhynchos (mallard), 3265 nucleotides. RefSeq names its product transmembrane protein 8B (gene TMEM8B). The record is from RefSeq and is a predicted model, not a curated record. Gene Ontology annotation, cellular component: membrane. NCBI's taxonomy places the organism in Eukaryota, Metazoa, Chordata, Aves, Anseriformes, Anatidae.